Messenger RNA from Candida tropicalis MYA-3404, 2748 nucleotides. Its product is annotated as putative E3 ubiquitin-protein ligase. The record is from RefSeq and is a predicted model, not a curated record. The transcript has a single exon. Gene Ontology annotation, molecular function: ubiquitin protein ligase activity. Gene Ontology annotation, biological process: protein polyubiquitination. Bases 1 to 2748 code for a protein of 915 amino acids. Lineage: Eukaryota; Fungi; Ascomycota; Pichiomycetes; Serinales; Debaryomycetaceae.
AUGCUGCAACCGAUUUCCAACUCGAAACCAAGGUCAAAAUCAAAUCCUAAGAAUACCACGAUAAACCUGAAACCACAACCAGGUAAUAGUAAAUUGAAUUGGAAUUUCAAGGACUUAUUAAAACUCCCAGCAGUGUCUCCACCUGUAUUAAAAUCCAAUAAACCAGCAACAACCCCCAAUGCCAUUGAAUAUGUCCCAUUUGUAUCUGAUGCAAAGACUGUGUCCUCAGAGUCAUCAGCAGCUUCGAAUAAUUCCCAAUCUCAUAAUGUAAGCAAAUGUUAUUGUUGUGGAACAAUUUUGACUUUCCCCAAUAGAGCCAAAAAAUUUAGAUGCUCGGUAUGUCACACAACCAUGAUAUUGGAAGUCAUCAAGACUCGAGAAAGUCAGUCACCAGCAGAUACUCCCUACAUGUCAUAUAAUUAUGUCAAAUCUUUAGCAGAUGAAUGUUUCAAGAAUGCCAGUUCUAGUCGAGGACAAUCGAAAUCAUUGCAUGAGAUAUUUCAACCAUUAUCAGACUACUUGUAUAAUGCAUUCAGGCACCACGAUAUACUCAACAAUUCUUUUAAACUACGAGCACAUAGUAAAAAAGCACAUCAUUCUACUUCAAAUAUUUAUUAUGCAGGUGUUCGAGAUGUAAUUACCUUGCUUACAAAACUUCCCACAAAAAAACCACUAUAUUCUGCAUUAAAAGGUACGAGUGAACAAUUGAAAAGAAUAAAUGUCUAUAAGAACGAUUCAAACCCCUUGGACUAUAGUUGGCUAUUCAUUGUGUUUGAAAUUCCAAUCUUAUCACGAUCAUUAGUUAUCAGUGAUCCACGUUUGAAACUUAUGAGUGACGUUCCUGAAAUAAAAAUGUUGAGCUAUGAUAUCUUGAAAAGAUGCAUAGGAUUGUUGUCAUGUAUUGAUAGCUCAAAAGUUCUCAGUUACAUGUCGAGUUGGUUUGCCAAGUUAGAUCAACAGGAGUUUAUAAAGAAGAUUGAUUUAAUAAAUCUUUACAUUACUUUUCAGUUGAAAAAGUACUUCUAUUUGGCAAAUAAUCCACAGAUAAAGUUAGGAAACCCACCAACAGGAGAUGAGACAUAUGUCGACAAUAGUGAAACCGAAUAUUUCCAAAGUUUGCAUUUGAAAAAUCAUAUUGAGUCGAAUCUGGAUUUGCUGUCUCCUUGUCCUUUGUCUUUACCUACGGGCCAAGUUUCGACUAAUCCAUUCCCUCUGAAAGGAAAUGGAAAGAAAAAUGGUAAAGAAACGAAGGUUAAGGUCCAUCAAUAUGGGAAUGAUUGGCAUAUCAGAACUGCAUUAGUGGUUCAAGCAUUAUUAUAUCGUGCCAACAAGCUUCGUGAAGAUCCUGUUCCAGUUUCAGUGUUUUAUAAUUCGUUGGUCGAUUAUGUUAACAUAAAGUUGGAUUUUGAUUCGUGGCAAAGCAACAGAAAAACAAGGAACAAAGUUAGCAAAGCUCAGCAGAAUGACUUUUGGGCUGUUAUUGAGUAUAUCCAUGGUACUGGGGUGAAUAAAAGUCUCUAUGAUGAUGCGUUAUUUUACAUCUGUCAAUACCCAUUUUUGAUUUCAUUAGGAAGUAAAAUAUCUGUUUUGGAAUAUGAAGCACGAAGACAAAUGGAAAGAAAGGCAGAGGAAGCCUUUAUCAACUCAUUGGAUAAGAGGGUUGUCAUUGACGUUUAUUUCCGUAUCAGAGUAAGACGUGACCAUAUUGUACAAGAUUCAUUACAACAUAUAAAGAUGAAUCCAGAUAAUUUAAAGAAAAGUUUACGUGUGCAAUUUAUGAAUGAACCAGGUGUCGAUGCAGGUGGAUUGAAAAAGGAAUGGUUUUUAUUGUUAACAAAGGAGAUUUUCCACCCCCAGUCAGGAAUGUUUCACAAUGUGGAAGAUUCGAACUUGCUUUGGUUUAAUGUAAUCCCAGCUGAGAAUCCCGAUAUGUAUUAUCUUUUUGGGGCUAUAUUGGGUUUAGCUAUUUACAAUUCAACCAUAUUGGAUCUACAGUUUCCAAUUGCUUUGUACAAAUUACUUCUUGGACGACCAUUGGAUCAAGAUGAUUAUAAACAAUUAUAUCCUGUAUCAUAUAAGAAUUUGCUUAACUUGAAGACCCUUUCAACUAGUGAUUUGUUACUGUUGGAUUUGACAUUUGAGGUGAGUUACUCUGACAUAUUUGAUAAAACAUACACUGUUGAAUUGAUUCCAGAUGGGGCAAAUACCAAGGUGAAGAUGCACAAUUUGGAUGAAUAUAUUGAAAAGUAUACAUCAUUUUUUAUGAAGGAUGGUAUUAGAAGACAGGUUGACGCGUUCAAGACUGGUUUCAACAAUGUCAUUGGUGGAAAUGCGUUAUCAUUAUUCCUGCCUGAAGAAAUCCAAUUAUUGUUAUGUGGAAGUGAAGAUCACGGAAUAGAUGUUGAUGUAUUGAAGUCGGUGACGAAAUACAUUGGUUGGAGAUCACCAGAGGAUGCUGCAAACUCAAAGAUUAUAACCUGGUUCUGGGAUUACAUGACAAAAAUAUCCAAUAAAGAGAAAAAGAAAUUGUUAAUUUUUGUUACUGGUUCAGAUAGGGUUCCGGCUACAGGUAUUCAGAAUCUACCAUUUAAAAUUAGUUUACUUAAUAAUGGACAAGAUAGUACUCGUCUUCCAAUUGCACAUACUUGUUUUAACGAAUUGGCUUUAUAUAAUUAUACUACAAAAGAAAAAUUUGUGGAGAAAUUGAAUAAGGCAAUAAAUGAAAGUGCUGGUUUUGGAAUCAAGUAA